Momordica charantia (bitter melon) is the source of this 822-nucleotide messenger RNA. RefSeq names its product PyrD. The record is from RefSeq and is a predicted model, not a curated record. Lineage: Eukaryota; Viridiplantae; Streptophyta; Magnoliopsida; Cucurbitales; Cucurbitaceae.
AAUAAUAAUAAAGUCCACUCUCAGGAUCUUACUCCAUCACAGAUCCCACACUCUUCAGCUUUUCGGGAAUCUUAAGCUUCCCCUUUCGCCACCGGGGGAAUUACAGCUAGGAACUCGAGAGUAGGAGAUCGCCAGACGUCCAAGUAUGAGUCUGGCAUGUAUUGUAUGCAAUAGCGUAGAGAGUCCCUCACACUCAUUUAGGAGCUACUCGGUUUCAAGUUCAGACAACGAGGGAAGAUGUUCAGCAAUGGCCAACUGCCUAGUUUGGAGGCCAUCUUUCCCUCCAACACACCACCACCCGUCAUACGCAGCAUCAGCCAAGGUAACUCCACAACCAACAAUCACCAACAGCAAUGGGUUGGAUGGUACCCCAAGACUGGUGCGUAGCCGAGCAGUAAGAAGGGAUUUAGUACGAGACUGGAACUUCGACGAGGUCGGUGUAGUUCAGCAUUAGUAUGUUUUUCAGUUGAGAAGAGGGAGGAGAGGGUAGGGUCUUCAUAUGGCAUAGUGAUGGCCUGAAAUGGAUGGAUGUGGGGUAGCAUCUUGCUUCCUAUGUAUUUUUGUUUUCUUAUGGGUACAAACUGAACUCACAUUUCCAUUGGGGGAAGAGUUUGCACAUUUGUAAGCAUGAGAAAAUGGGAUUUACCACACUUUGUUUAUAUUAUUACCUACUUACUACUCACAUUCAUAGGAGGCAGGCCUUGGGAUGGGUUUAAGUUUAACUAGGUUUGUAAACUUGGAUGGAAUUAUUCCUUUAAAAGUUUUCCAAGAUAUAUACACCAAGUUUAUUUACCCAUGAAAAUUCAAGGGUGCGUUUGGUAA